This is a messenger RNA of Salvia miltiorrhiza (redroot sage), 531 nucleotides long. Its product is annotated as suppressor protein SRP40-like. The record is from RefSeq and is a predicted model, not a curated record. Gene Ontology annotation, molecular function: zinc ion binding; nucleic acid binding. Bases 1 to 531 code for a protein of 176 amino acids. The transcript is spliced from 3 exons. Lineage: Eukaryota; Viridiplantae; Streptophyta; Magnoliopsida; Lamiales; Lamiaceae.
AUGGCGCUGAAAGUUUCAGCAAAGGAAAGCAAGAAGCAGUCAAAGGAACCGACGAAACUCAAACCAGAAGACUUCUUCAGUACAGGAAGUUCCACAAAUAACACUACAAAGAAAAAGAGAGACAGAGAGAGCAAGUCCAGAUAUUCCACUGAUAGAAGCGGAGAAAAGAAAUCAUCCGCUACUGAUCUAAAAGAUGUGGAAUGCUAUGGAUGCAAGAAGAAUGGGCACUACAAGUCAGAAUGCCCUGAAUUGUCGCAGACUGAGCGCAAAGAGAUGAAGGCUAGGAGGGAUCGCAAGUAUGCGAAAAAGAAAGCGAUGGUUGCUGACGAUGCAAGAUCUUCCGAAUAUGCAUUAGAAUCAUCCGCCUUCAACUCCACCAGCUCAGAUGAUGAGAGUCAAGCCCUCAUGGCCAACGACACCAAAAGUGUGGCCGACAAUAGCUACGACAACGGAAUGAAUGGGCCAGAGGAGACAACUCAGAAUUUGGAGAUAGCUCAGUCAACGAGACUGAAGAGUAUGAUCAGCUCAUGA